This is a messenger RNA of Anopheles maculipalpis, 1559 nucleotides long. Its product is annotated as lysophosphatidylcholine acyltransferase-like. Gene Ontology annotation, molecular function: calcium ion binding. The record is from RefSeq and is a predicted model, not a curated record. The transcript has 10 exons. Bases 1 to 1518 code for a protein of 505 amino acids. NCBI's taxonomy places the organism in Eukaryota, Metazoa, Arthropoda, Insecta, Diptera, Culicidae.
AUGGACUUUCAACGAUCAACAACCAUCACGAGUACGAUCACUCGCAUACCGGAAGAUGAGUACGUGAACCCGUUCGUGCUCAAGCUAAAUCUUGACGACCCAUGGGAAAAGCGCAAGACUUAUCUUAUGACGCUGCUGGUGCUCCCGAUUCGUGCCGUACUGAUGGGUCUUUGUUUGGUGGUGGCGUGGGCGUUUGCCUCCAUCGGUUUGUACGGGCUGACCGAGAAGGAGCGUCGCUCGAUACCUAUUUCCGGCUGGCGACGGGAAAUGCGCGAAAUGACAGCACUGGCGAUGCGACUGCUCUACUUUUUCGGUUCAUUUCACCGCAUCAAAGUGAACGGUGUCUGUGCUUCACCGCGCGAGGCACCAAUCGUUGUCGUUGGUCCACACUACAGUCUGUUCGACUCGAUCGUGGUAGCGUUCUGUGGUCCAUCAACCGUGGUAGCGAAAAGUAAAGCUGCCGAUCUUCCUCUCAUUGGCAAAAUCAUUGACAUCACGCAACCGAUCUACGUUUGCCGAGAGGAUCCCAAUUCGCGCCACAUCACACGCCAUCUCAUCAUCGAGCGCGUCAUCUCGAAGGAGGACUGGCCGCAGAUCUUGAUCUUCCCCGAAGGUACCUGCAGCAAUGGGAAGGCGGUGGUACAGUUUAAGCCCGGUGCAUUUGGACCGGGACUGCCAGUACAACCGGUGGCGAUACGAUACCCUAACCCAACCAACACAGUAUCCUGGACGUGGGAAGGCCCUGGAGUGCCAGUACUGUUGUGGCGUACACUAACCGCCUUUCACACUGGGUUCGAGAUCAACUUUUUGCCAGUAUACUACCCGAACGAGCAGGAGCGUAACGAUGCGAAGCUGUACGCGCUCAACGUUCGGAAUUAUAUUGCCCAGUCGCUAGGAAUUCCUGGCACCGAGCAUGGAUACAAUGACUGCAAGCUGAUGAACUACAUGAUCGCGAUCGGUAUGCCGUACUUUGCCUGGAGUCACGACAUUGCCAAGAUGCGUAAAUGGCUCGGACUUGCUGAUGGAAAUGUGGAGCAGAAUCUGGUGGAACAGGGUGUACCGUUUACGGAGAAAAAUUCACACAUCGCGCUGGAUGAGUUUGCUCGCCGAUUAAACAUUUCCGUAGAAAAUGAUUCGACGAGAAUUUUGUUCAAAAUUUUCAACAAGGACAAUGAUAGUGCAGGUUUGAUAGACUUCAGAGAAUAUCUACUGCUUGCCCUAUUUCUGUCUGGAUUGGGCAAACCAAAGCUCGACCUAUUGAAGCUUCUGUUUAAGCUAUACGGUGUGGAGCGUGAUCUGAUAACAAGAGAGGGCCUGUACUUCGCGGUAAAGCACCUAUCUUCUAUUACACCGGAACAGUGCGAUAAGCUGUUCGUCAAGGCAGACACCACCAAUCGGGGUCUCAUUUCCUUCGAGGAAUUUGAACGGAGCAUCAACUGUCACCCGAUUCUGCUCGAUCUGCAAGAAUUGAACGAACCAAAGCCGUAUGCAGCGCCGCAGCAAACGAACACCAGCUAGACGAGCUGCAUAGUCGAGGACGAGCAGCAAGGCAGGGUGUG